This is a messenger RNA of Fundulus heteroclitus (mummichog), 4651 nucleotides long. It is a transcript of the gene epha3, whose product is annotated as eph receptor A3. The transcript has 18 exons. NCBI's taxonomy places the organism in Eukaryota, Metazoa, Chordata, Actinopteri, Cyprinodontiformes, Fundulidae. Gene Ontology annotation, biological process: axon guidance; protein phosphorylation; cell surface receptor protein tyrosine kinase signaling pathway. The record is from RefSeq and is a predicted model, not a curated record. Gene Ontology annotation, molecular function: transmembrane-ephrin receptor activity; protein binding; ATP binding. Gene Ontology annotation, cellular component: plasma membrane; neuron projection. Bases 93 to 3089 code for a protein of 998 amino acids.
GAGCAGGAGAGAAGGGGGAAAGCUGAGUGGAGAGAAGACGUUCCCAGACCAGUCAGUGGCUUCAUGGAGUUCUGUACCUCUGAUCCGCCGCCAUGGAUUGCAAUCCGCGAUUACUCCUUUUCAUUUUACACCUUCUAAUGUCCUGCGUUGUCCCUGCUUUCCUCACCAUCUAUCCCCCCAAUGAAGUUAACCUGUUAGACUCAAAAGCAAGCCAAGGGGAGUUAGGAUGGAUUUCCUACCCAUCACAUGGGUGGAGGGAAAAUUGGGAGGAGAUCAGUGGUGUGGACGAGCACUACACUCCCAUCAGGACCUUCCAGGUCUGCAACGUGAUGGAGUACAGCCAGAACAACUGGCUUCGCACCAACUGGAUCCCUCGCCAGUCGGCGCAGAAGAUCUACGUGGAGUUGAAGUUCACCCUGCGGGACUGCAACUCCAUUCCACUGGUCCUUGGCACAUGCAAGGAGACCUUCAACCUCCUCUAUCUGGAGACAGACGAUGACCAGGGGAGCCACUUCAGGGAGCAUCAAUUCCUGAAGAUUGAUACCAUAGCUGCUGAUGAGAGCUUUACCCAAACGGACCUCGGAGAUCGCAUCCUCAAGCUCAACACCGAGGUGCGGGAGGUGGGCCCCUUGAGCAAGAAGGGCUUCUACCUGGCAUUCCAGGACGUGGGUGCCUGUGUAGCUUUAGUCUCGGUCAGGGUUUACUUUAAAAAGUGUCCACAAACUGUGAGGAACUUGGCCUCCUUCCGAGAUACUGUGCCCAUUGACUCUCAGUCCCUGGUUGAGGUACCGGGCUUGUGUGUCAAUAACUCAAAAGAGGAGGAACCCCCAAGAAUGUACUGCAGCACAGAGGGGGAGUGGCUUGUGCCUAUUGGGAAGUGUCUGUGUAACCCCGGAUACGAGGAGAGAAGCAGCACCUGCCAAAUGUGCAGGGAAGGCUUCUACAAAUCUACCCACGGCAACAUGGAGUGUUCAAAGUGUCCGCCUCACAGCUUCUCCCACCAUGAGGGGUCAUUGCACUGUGGCUGUGAGAAAAACUACUUUCGGGCAGAGGGAGAUCCGGCCUCCAUGGCGUGUACACGACCCCCAUCAGCUCCCCGGAAUGUGAUCUCCUCCAUCAAUGAGACCUCGGUUAUCCUGGACUGGAGCUGGCCAGAGGACACAGGAGGACGCAGGGACAUCACUUUUAAUGUCCUCUGCAAACGCUGUCGGGGCACUGCUGCCAAUGUGAGCACCAGUGGGACCCUGCAUUGUGAGCCUUGUCGAAGCAACGUCCGUUUUCUGCCAAGAGCGACGGGGCUCCACAACACCACGGUGACAGUGGGUGACCUGUUGGCUCAUACUAAUUACACCUUCGAGAUCGAAGCACAGAACGGCGUAUCACCACUGGCAUUCAAAAUGAGACAAUAUGCAGCUGUCACCAUUACCACCAAUCAAGCAGCUCCCUCUCCAGUAACUGUGAUCCGAAAGGAGAAGACAUCCCGAAACAGUGUCUCGCUGUCUUGGCAGGAACCAGACAGACCCAACGGCAUCAUCCUGGACUAUGAGAUUAAAUACUACGAAAAGGAAGAGCAGGAGACCAGCUACACCAUCCUACGAGCUCGGGGUUGUAACGUGACCCUGAAUGGUCUGAAGCCCAACACGGCCUACCUGCUCCAGAUCAGAGCUCGCACCGCUGCUGGAUAUGGAGCCACCAGUCCCAGCUUCCAGUUCGAAACCAGCCCUGACUCAGCCUUCUCCAUCUCCAGUGAGAACAGCCAGGUUGUUUUAAUUGCCAUUUCCUGUGCAGUGGCCAUCAUACUGGUCACCGUGCUGCUGUACGUCCUGAUUGGCAGGUUUUGUUGCCGCAGCAAAUCCAAACAUCCUGAUGAGAAAAGACUUCACUUUGGCAACGGCCAUUUGCGUCUGCCAGGUAUCAGGACUUACGUGGACCCCCACACGUAUGAGGACCCGAGCCAGGCUGUUCAUGAGUUUGCCAAAGAGCUCGAAGCCUCCGGCAUUGCUAUUGAUAAAGUCGUGGGAGCAGGUGAGUUUGGAGAGGUGUGCAGUGGUCGUCUAAAGUUGCCCAGCAAGAAGGAGAUCUGUGUGGCCAUCAAGACUCUUAAAGGCGGUUACACAGACAAGCAGAGGCGGGACUUCCUUGCAGAAGCAUCAAUCAUGGGACAGUUUGAUCACCCCAAUAUCAUCAGGCUGGAGGGUGUAGUUACACGCAGUAAGCCUGUCAUGAUCGUCACUGAAUACAUGGAGAACGGAUCUCUUGAUAGCUUCUUAAGAAAACACGAUGCCCAGUUUACGGGAAUCCAGCUGGUCGGCAUGCUGCGUGGCAUUGCCUCGGGCAUGAAGUAUUUGUCAGACAUGGGUUACGUUCACCGAGACCUAGCAGCAAGGAACAUCCUGGUCAACAGCAAUCUGGUGUGCAAAGUGUCAGACUUUGGCUUGUCCAGAGUGCUGGAGGACGACCCUGAGGCUGCUUACACCACCAGGGGAGGAAAAAUCCCUAUCCGGUGGACAGCCCCAGAGGCAAUUGCCUACAGGAAGUUCACAUCGGCCAGUGAUGCUUGGAGUUAUGGCAUUGUCCUCUGGGAGGUGAUGUCAUAUGGAGAACGGCCAUACUGGGAGAUGUCCAAUCAGGAUGUAAUAAAAGCUGUAGAUGAGGGUUACCGCUUGCCGCCACCCAUGGAUUGCCCUGCCACACUCUAUCAGCUGAUGUUGGACUGCUGGCAGAAGGAGCGGAAUAACCGUCCCAAGUUUGAACAAAUUGUCAGCAUCCUUGACAAACUCAUCCGCAACCCCUGCAGCCUCAAAAUCACAGCCAACACCACAUCCAGACCAGCCAACUUGUUGUUGGACAGGAGCAGUGCUGAAGUUCCCUCGGUGGGGACGAUGGGUGACUGGAUGGAUGCCAUGAGGACCUUGCCUUGCAAAGAGGCCUUCUCUGGGGUCAGCUACAGCUCCUGUGACACCCUGGCCAAGACCUCUACAGAGGAUCUGAAAAAGGUUGGAGUGACGAUUGCAGGACCGCAGAAGAAGAUUGUGAGCAGCCUGAAAGCCCUAGAAUCUCAUACCAAGAAUGGCCCAGUACCUGUUUAAAAAAAAAAAAAAAAAAAAAGAAAAACAAGAAAUGAAAACGGCCAGAGACUUUUCUGUUAGUCUGUGUUGACACAUUCUAACGCAGUGGCUACAUAUCUAAAUAAUAUGGAGAUGCAAACGGAUGGGAAAACAGAUAUGCCUCAUGUGAUGGCUUUCACUCGUCGUUGAAAGCUUUCUAACAGACAAACGGGAAAGAGCUAAGAACCGACCUCCUACCUGCUCAACAGGCCGGCUCCCCCCCUCUCCCUACAUGCCCACGUUGAGAUGCCUUACUGACUAAUAGAGGGGAGGAGAGAAACGGAAAGGUAAGGAGGUCAGAAAGACAUGAUCAGGAACGCAAACCUGGUCGCCAUUGGAAAAUAGGGCAGGGACUAACAAAAUGCCGGAGCUGUCCUCGACUAACGCCAGCCUCUGACGGAGGCAGGAAAACAGCUGAAAUGCCAUGUGUAGAAGAGCAUGGCAGGCAACCACAGCUGACUCGUAUGUGGACUUCUCCCAGAAUGAUUAAGUCUGAGGCUGAGACAUGAGUUGCAGCUACCUACAUUCAACGCUCGGUCCAAGGCAAGGCCGAGCCCAUGUGGACUCACCUAAACAUUAACUGUUUUUACGCUGUAGCUCUAACAUAAAGCAUUUGCAUUCAGUAGACAUGCCGCUAAAAAGCAAUAAAGUUGUAUUCCAUCAAAUACAUCCAUUGUGCUCAAGCCAUGGGUAUGUCACAUGUGUAAUGUAUUUAAUGCUGUGCUUUGAAGGCAGAGUGGCCAUAACACACUGCAUACCCAGAAUCUUCAUUAUUGUGAUCAUCCUUGUUCUAUGUGCUAAUGUUACUUAUAGUACUAUAUCGAUAAAGAGGAAACAGAGCAACGCAAAUGCAAGGGAGAGCCCAAACAAGGAAAAGUGAUUUGUUGGGUGCUGGUAAUUUUGCCCCUCCAUCCAUUUCGUACGUUUGAAGUUUUGGUUGGUGGCUUUAAUUAAUUAUAGCACUCAGCAGGAGGUUGCUUAGAGCUAUUGUGGUCCGACCAGGGGUCCUAAAUCUGUCAAAUCUCAUCAGAAUUAAUUGGCCAAAAUGAGGAUCAGUUCAAAAAUAAAUUGAAAUACGGUGUAGUACCAGUACAUGUUUUCAUAAAAUAAGAUAUGGUUAAAUGUAAUUAUACUUGAGAUUUAUGCAUCUGUGAUUUUCGCAAUUCACUUAAAAGUAAAGAGAGGGACUAAACAGCAAUGCGUAGGUUAGAAAUGGGGAUACGAUUUGGUGAUGGAGUGAGCCGACCCAGAACCAAGUUGUGUUUAUGAAGUGUUAUUGUGAUGCAGAGUUGAUGCAGUGACUUUGAGAUUAAGUUUCCUCUUUAGGAAAGACAAGUUUGCACCAUCAAUCCCUCACAAAAGCAGAGAUUAUUUUCUUGGUCGCGGGAAGUAAAUUCACAAGGUGGUCAAUCUGAAGGUGGUCAAAUCUCACUUAUUAUAGCCAUGGGAAAAGUUUAAUUUGGUUUCAAAUAAUUUGAAUACUGAAAAUAUAUAAAACUAACUUCUAACUAAUGAAUCUUGUUGUUUUCCAAGCAAAAAAAAAA